ACGGUCUGUUUCAUCUUUUUGCUCGCGUGAAAUUAAACUAGAUACUUUGGUUUGUUUAAUAGGGCUUCAGGAACUCAACUCUGAAAAUGAAAAUUCUUUCUCUGAUUGCAAACAACUAGAUUCUAAGGAUUUAAUGAACGAUGGAAGCACAACAAGUUCUGUAUAUUUGGAAAGUGAUGAUCAUGAUAAUGUAGUGCCCAUGCUGGGGUUGACCCAUGAUGAAAUCACUUCAAGCAUAGAUAUGGGGAUUAACCCCCCUGGAAAGAAGCCAGAGCGACAGUUGCAAAGAUCUGUCAGAAUGAGCAGUGAUAUAGUAAAAUUUAUUUCUAAGAGAAAGAAAUACUCACAAGAGCUAAGUAAGCAACUUCAAAAGCUUUUUGCCGUGGUGUCGUUGAUGCCUGAAGAAAGUCUAAUAAAAGUUACCAAGAAGCCAGGUUCGAGAUUUAUCAAAGACUGGAGUAAACAAUGCUGUUCUAUUGUGGAAACAUUUUGCGGUCGUUUUGGUAAGGAGUGUUUUGAACUGAGAGAAUCGAGCUCAGUGCGGAAACGUUUACCAAAACUUGGUGGUAUGUUACGGUCGACUACCGCAGCGUAUUGGAUCGAAGCUAACAACACGAAGUUGGCGAUUAUGACUGAACAGAGUGAGCGAGACCAGGUUUUGACGAAAGUGAGAGAGUUUCUGCAGAAUACUAGAGAUGAUGGUAAGGAGUGAUGGACACUGGUGAUGGAUGAUGAUAGUGAUGGUGGUGAUGAUUGUGAAGAUGAUGAUGAUUUUUUAUUUAUUUAAUUGAUUUUUCGCACAGGAUAGUAUUUAGCUACAAGAAUAGUAAUUAUGUAAAAUAAGUGUAAUACCUAGAGGUCUAUUAGAAACCUGGACGUGCAGGCUUUUGAAUUAAGACCCCUAGUUGAUAAAGAAUUGAUUAAUUAAAUUAUUUACAGUCAAGUGUUUAGAAGAAAAAAAAAUAUAACAAAUAACUAAUACCCAUAUUCCAAAAAUAUACUUAAAAUGUUUUUAUAUAUAGGAGAGUGAUUAUUUACUAUAUAUACAGCUAUUUGUUACAAAUAGAGAUUUUCAAUUUGUUUUUGAAGACAAUGAGUGAAUUGAUUGAUUUUAAAUGAGUGUCAAGCUUAUUCCAAAUAUCAACACCUUUACUAGUAAGAGAAUGAUUGACAUAAUUUGUUCUUCUAUACUUUUUGUGAAGAUUGGAAGCAUUUCUAGUUUUAUUAUCAUCAUGAUCAUCAUCAUGUUGAUAAUCACCAUCAUCAUCAUCAUCAUCAUCAUCAUGGUCAUUGAUAAUCGUCACCAUCAUUCACCAUCGUGAUCAUCGUCAUGUUGAUAAUCACCAUCAUCAUCAUCGUGCUGGUGAUGAUGGUGGUGAUAAUUAUGGUGCUAAUGCUCGUGGAAAUAGUGAUGUAGUAGUACUAGUGGUGGUACUGGCGAUGGUGAUGAUAAUUGUAUAAUAUCAAAAUAAUUAUAAAGAUCGUGGUUUGAAAGUGGUCAAAUGUAAGCCACUUAGUAUGUUUUGUUUGUUUUUCAAAGGAUUUCAAGAAUACAAAAGGAAAAGCAGAAGUGAUCGAAGUGACUGGAGAAAACCGACAGAAUGCGAUGCGGCCAGAAACACGGUAAUUGUUGAUGAAACAAAUUCGCUCAAUUUAGUAAACGACGAAGCAAGAUUUGUCCAGAGAGUUGGAAUUGUUUCUAGAAAAUGUUUUAAAAUUGAAAAAUCCAUUCGUGCGUUAGUUGAGGAGGAUUUACCAACACUGAAGGAAGCUCUCACAUUCUGUAAUAUUAAAUUGGAGAAAGAAACACUGGUGGUGGUUUGUUUGAGAAAUGAAAAUAACAAUGUCGUGGAGAAAGUUGAAAGCUUCCUUCAAAAACGCAAAAAAAUAAAGCGAGCUGAUGGUAAUGUUCGAUAUUUUGUUUUGGCGUAUUAUAUUACACUGCAUUGCAUUGUAUUGUAUUGUAUUCUAUUAUAUUAUACUGUAUUCUAUUUUAUUCUAUUGUGUUCUAUUUCCCCAUAUGAUGUGUUGAAACGUCAAUGCUCUAUAAACUCUAUAACAAGCUGUAAUACUUCUCCAUAUUUUAUUAUAUUUAUUUAGUAGUCACAAGCAAAGCUCAAAGACCUAGGAUAAGAAGCCUACUUUCAAUACCAUUUCACUCUAAAGCAGAUGAGGAUGGUGGUACGAGUUUUGUAAAUUGGCGAAACAAAAACGAUGCAGAAUCCAUGACCUCCCGAAGCGAUGACACACGGCGUAGGCCAAUAAAACUAGAACCAGUCUCUGUGAGAUUAAACAACGACCUUGUAAAAUUUGUAAUGAACAACCCAACAUUCACUCAAGAACUGACAGAACAACUCGAAAAACAAAAUGGAGAAGUCCAAUGGAAACCUGGCAUCCCUUUUGUUACUGUUGUACAAAAAUCUGAGUACGGUUUUGUUUUUAAAUGGUCUGAAACGUGCAAGAGUUUGGUUACCAAAUUUUUCCAACGCUUUCGUAAGGAAAGUUAUACAAUUCAAGAAGAUAUACAAGAGUCAGUUCGCAAAGGACUUGAAGGACUCAAAGAAACUAUAAGUCCUUCGGGAGCGGAUUGUUGGCUUGCAUCGAACAACCGGUGGUUAGUAUUGGUUAGCUUAAAAGACAACCUUCCCUCUAUUAUCAAAGUUGUUGAAGGUUUCUUACAAAAUGUAAAGGAAGAAAACGAGAAGCUAAAAGAAAUUGUGAAGUUUGUUGAAGUUUCAACUGAUCAUAUCGACUAUCUAGAGCAUACACAGUUUCUGAGUACACUAAAGCAAAGUCAUUCUGCGUUAGCUGAAGCGACGUUUACUGAAGCUAGGAAUCAGAUAUGUUUCGUAGGGUCAGAUGAAGAUGUUUCGGCUGCUAAACAGCAAUAUGAGAGUCUAGUUAAAGAAUUGAAUGUUAUUGAAGUAGAGCUACCUACUGAAGCUAUGAAGUUCGUAUCUCAAAAUAAAGGGAUGGAUUUUAUUGAGAAGUGUUUGUCCGAACGCGAAAUUGUCUCUGUAAUUCUGGUAGAGUCUAAAUCUAGCGUGAAAGUUGUCGCAAGGUCGCCGCAAGAAUGUGAGGCUGUUAAGGAAUGCCUGUGUAGCAACGUACGCGAGGCAAUGAUAAUUUUACCAGCAACGAAUGAACAUAUCUUCACCUCAAAGAAAUGGUAUGACAUCUCUAAAACCAUCGAUUCAGAAGAGCUGGUUGAUUACCAGAUUAGUUUUGAGGGUGGAACCAAACGAGAUAUUAAACUUCAUGGCGCUACCCAUCUUGUCGAAAGAUAUGAAAAAACAGUUACAGAUUUCAUCAACUCACAGAAAAUCGUAUGUUACGUAAUGCAUACCCCCCCUGGCAUUGCUCGUUUCAUGAAGGAGAAAUUAGGAGAAGAACUAGGAAAGAUAGAAGCGGACCUCAGAGACGAACAAGUUAAGAUUGAGAUAGGUUCAGCGAAACUCGAGUGCACUGGUACAAAGGAAGGAAUACAUGAGAGCAAGAGGCGUAUUAUGGACCUGAGGGGUAAUAUUAGCACAAGAUCUAAAGAAUACUCUUCAAUCGGUGUAGACAAGUUAUUUUUCAGUAAAGAUGGUCAACGAAAUAUCAAGGGCAUAGAAGCUGGAAGUAAUGUAAAAGUUGAAGUGGUGAAAUGUUUGGAAGGUGUCGAGAAAGAAUCAAACCAUUUCGAUGUUGAAGCAAUACGAGCAGAACGAGAAAAGAGAGAGAUAAAACAAGUUCCAGCAACUCCAUUGGAUCCAUUUGAUCAAUCUAACUUUACAACCAGGGAAGGUCUUAACGUUUCGUGGAAAUAUGGUAAUAUUGCAAAAGAAAGAGUGAGUAUAUUACUAUCUUAAUUAAAUGAUUGAUUACAAUUGCGUCUGAACUACCUGAAAAAGAUGAAGUCGAAGUCGAAGUAUUUUUGACCAGUUAAAUGAUUUAUUACAAUUGCGUCUGAACUACCUGAAAAAGAUGAAGUCGAAGUCGAAGUGUUUUUGACCAGUUGCUUAGGCGCAAACGAUAGCAGAUUAUUGUGGAAUACCAACUACAUUGGACUAAUGAUGACUUUGAAAUAAAGUCGAAAAUUGCAGUCUCAAAAGCUCUUCUUGUGUGUUAUUUAAAUCAUGAAUUUCAGUACUGUUCAUCGUAUAAUACUACUAUUUUAUAUCCAGGCUGAUAUUCUGGUCAGCUCUGCAGUCUCUAAUCUUAACAAUCUAACAAUGGUCGGACGAGUAUUGAAUUCAUUUGGUGGAUCUUCCUAUAUGGCCGCGUGCAGUCAGCACACUAAUAUUGGGACUGGGGAUAUUGCGACCACCAUUGGUGGAAAUCUUGCAUGUAGUUACGUCAUACAUGCAGUGUGCUGUGGUUGGACGUUUGGAGGCAGAGCUGAACAAGUACGUAAUAUAGGUUCAACUUGCCUGCAUCAUCUAACCAUGCUUAGCUCAACUAUAUUGACUUCUAUACUCCAUCAAAUCACUGUGAGGUAGUCCAAAAACAUGUACGUCACUAGCCAUGUUUAACUCGCAGUUACUUACGUCGAAUAUCAGGUCACUAUACGGCAGUCUAAAAUGAAGAACAUGUACUACUCUUGCAUUAUUUAGCAUUUUAGCCAUUCUUAUUUUAACUAGAAAUACAUGCAACCCCUCGCCUCUCCUCAUAGAAGAAGUACAUAUAUUCCGCAUGAAAUAUUAUGGGUGAAUAUAAUAUACUUCUGGAGGCAGAGCUGAACAAGUAAAUAAUAUAGGUUCAACUUACUGCAUGUUUUUUAUGUUUGAGUCACUCUAAGGUUGUUAACAUUCAAGCACAUUUACCACGUCUGCAUUGUCUAACCAUGUUUAUUUUAAAUACUCAGCAGUGACUUAUCUAGAAUAUUAGGUCACGGUACGGUAAUUCAGCAUAACGACUUCAUUGUGAACUACCGUACAAGUGAAGAAAUGUAAUACUCUAUUUAGCCUUUGUACAUUAUUUAGCCAUUCUUAUUUUAAGCUUUGUGUAACAUCUGAUUAGUUUAGGGCAGCUGACAUUCAAGGAUAUGUAUUGCGUGAUCUAAAUGAUCUAAUCAUUAUCAACUCCACGUUGUGAUCGAUUCUGACUAAAUCAAAUCACUUUUGGGCAUCCCACAUUCCAGAACAUGAUAGUUUUUAAAUUCAUUGAAGUUGAUAAAUUUAUUUUAUUACUCUUCAGACACUUCGCAACCUUCUCCUUAAAAUUCUCAUGGAUUGUAAUGGACGUUCAGCACGGUCUGUGGCCAUGCCACUGAUUGGGACAGGAAAACACAAGUUUCCUGAAGAUGUUGUACUACGUGUGAUGAAAGAAGAAUUCGAGAAAUUCAGCUCGAUGUAUCCGCAGAGCACGUUGAAGGAAAUCAAGUUGGUACGAUAUGACCAGGGUGUCAGAAGAAAGAUCGUUCAAACGCAAUCAAUAAUGG
Paramuricea clavata is the source of this 5422-nucleotide messenger RNA. The record is from the annotation of a GenBank genome assembly. Lineage: Eukaryota; Metazoa; Cnidaria; Anthozoa; Malacalcyonacea; Plexauridae.